Micropterus salmoides (largemouth bass) is the source of this 394-nucleotide messenger RNA. RefSeq names its product alpha-enolase-like. The record is from RefSeq and is a predicted model, not a curated record. Lineage: Eukaryota; Metazoa; Chordata; Actinopteri; Centrarchiformes; Centrarchidae. Gene Ontology annotation, cellular component: phosphopyruvate hydratase complex. The coding region runs from base 16 to 375 and encodes 119 amino acids. Gene Ontology annotation, biological process: glycolytic process. The transcript is spliced from 3 exons. Gene Ontology annotation, molecular function: magnesium ion binding; phosphopyruvate hydratase activity.
UUUACGUUGAAAACUAUGGGGGCGGCAACACGCAUGCGUCAAGCGCACAGGAAAGGUAUAAGGGGAAGAAGAAGAAACUCUUCUUGUCGGAUUCCUCCCUUGCAAACGGGUAGCUUUGCUUCAGCACUUAAGUUUCUCCACUUGUCGGCAGCAAGGUUUUACACCAUGUCCAUUCUCAAGAUCCAUGCCCGAGAGAUCUUUGAUUCUCGUGGAAACCCCACUGUAGAGGUCGACCUUUACACUGACAACGGUUUGUUUAGGGCAGCUGUACCAAGUGGUGCAUCUACUGGAAUCUAUGAAGCCUUGGAGCUCAGAGACAAUGACAAGUCUCGCUACCUUGGGAAAGGUUUGUACACAAUUUCUGUUCCUUUUUAACAUGAAACAAUUAGUUAAU